ACGAAGAGAUGGUUCACUCUCGUUUUCUAAGCCUUGUAUUGGUCCUUGUGACCAUUGCCUCCAUAUUCUCCACAUUUGCUGAGGCUAAUAGAGGAUUUGACUGGGGUUGGGGUGGUGGCUCCAACUAUUCAAGUGGUUCAGGUUCAAGCCCGAGCUCGGGAUGGGGUUGGGGUGGGGGCUCUGGCCAAUCAAGUGGUUCAGGUUCUAGCCCGGGCUCAGGAUGGAGUUGGGGCUCUAGCCAUAACGGAUCAGGCUGGGGUUGGGGUUGGGGUUGGGGCUGGAGUCCUAACAACACACCAAAGCCAGGAUUUGGCGGCUCGAGCUCCGGUUGGGAUCCUAAGAACAUAAACAACACGGGACCUGGUGGCUUGGGUUCGGGAAGGGGGUGGGGAGGUCAUUCAAAAGGAUAUAACGCCACCUACAAUGCACCUAGAAAGAUCAUAGUCGGUGGAGACAAAGAGUGGACUUAUGGUGUCAACUACUCCGACUGGGCCUCUAAGACUGCUCCCUUCUUUCUCAAUGACGUACUAGUGUUCAAAUACAACCCACCAGCCCCGUUCACGCACAGUGUCUACUUGUUUUCGGACCCUUGGAGCUAUGAGAAGUGCGAUGUGAAAAAAGCAAGGAUGAUUGCUUCUCCGAAGCAAGGAGCUGGAAAUGGCUUUGAGUUUGUUCUUAACAAAAUGACGCCUUACUACAUUUCAUGCGGCGAGCACGACGGUGCUCACUGCAGCAACGGAACCAUGAAGUUCACCGCCAUGCCUAUCCUCCCCCGUUGGUCCAUUCGGUUCGUCUUGUCGGUUCUUUGGGCAAGUGUUACGCAAAUACUAAAUCAAAACACGUACGAAAGAAGAAGCAAAACGAUGGCUCUCUCUGGUUCACAAAAGAAACUGCUCCUACUCGUCUUAGCGUUUGCAUGUCUUUCCUCAUCAGGCGCAGAGGCGUGGAGCUGGAGUUGGAGCAACGGAUCGGGUUGGGGCUGGGGAUCGGACGGCUCAAGUAGCUCUAGCUCAGGUCCUGGUUCAGACUCUGACGGUUCAAGUUGGAGGUGGGGGCCAUGGGGCUCAAGUCCUGGUUGGGGCUGGAGUUGGGGAUCCGACGGCUCAGACAACUCGGGAUCAGGUUCGGGUUCGGGUUCAAACUCUGAUGGCUCUGGUUGGGGCUGGGGCUGGGGAUGGGGAUCAGACGGGUCAAGCAGCUCGAGUUCGGGUUCGGGUACUAACCCUGAUGGGUCAAGUUGGGAUUGGAAGUGGAAUCCUAGGUCAGGCUGGAGUUGGAGUUGGGGUUCAAACCAUAACGAUUCAAGCAGUUCCGAUUCAAGUUCGGGCUCGGUUUCAGACAGUGAAGCGCCAAGAAAGAUUGUAGUGGGAGGAUCCGAGGGAUGGAGAAAAGGGUUGGAUUACAAAGAGUGGGCUUCUAAGAAUGCUCCUUUCUAUAUAGAUGAUGUUCUUGUUUUCAAGUACGACAAACAUGCCAAGCGAAGGAAUAAUGUUUAUCUGUUCCAAGACCCGUGGAGUUACGUGAACUGCGACAUUAAGAAUGGGAAGAAGAUUGGUUUAACGAAUAAAGGAACCGAGGAGAGCUUCAAUAUUACACUAAAGAAAAUACAGCCUUACUUCUUUGCUUCGGGGGAGCAUGAUGGUGAUUAUUGUAGCAACCACAACAUGAAGUUCACCGUGUUCCCCGUUCCUCACCGUUCUGACUAAAUUCUUUAGCCCAUUUUUUCAGGGUUUUGAUUAGAAUUUUUCCUUGCUUUUUGGGAUUUUAAUUUUUUUCUCUUGGAUAUGAGACUAAUUGAUUUUUUUUUUACCUUAUAGACUUAACUUUCCAAAACAUUACGCUAUAUAUAUUGAUAUUUGCCAAAUUAGCC
Thlaspi arvense is the source of this 1870-nucleotide messenger RNA. The record is from the annotation of a GenBank genome assembly. Lineage: Eukaryota; Viridiplantae; Streptophyta; Magnoliopsida; Brassicales; Brassicaceae.